Molecule: messenger RNA, 1256 nt
Organism: Calliphora vicina (urban bluebottle blowfly)
Lineage: Eukaryota; Metazoa; Arthropoda; Insecta; Diptera; Calliphoridae
Gene: Secp43
Product: tRNA Selenocysteine associated protein
Exons: 2
Coding region: 106-1140 (344 amino acids)
Molecular function (GO): RNA binding
Source: RefSeq, a predicted model, not a curated record
AGAAGCGUGAAGAUUUUUUUUGAGAGCGGAAAAUUCUACAAUUUCUUAAAAAUUAAAAUAAUAUUUAUAAUUAAAAUAAUAAAACUAUAAUAGAUUUCUGUAAAAAUGUCAUCUGUUCAUUGCCAGUUGUGGAUGGGAAGUCUGGAGCAGUACAUGACGGAAAACUUUAUCAUAGCUGCAUUCCGUAAAAUGGGCGAAGAUCCCACAACAGUACGUUUGAUGCGUAACAAAUAUACUGGUGAACCAGCUGGAUAUUGUUUUGUCAACUUUGCCACCGAUGACAGAGCUAUGGAUGCCAUGCACAAAUUGAAUGGUAAACCCAUACCAGGGACAAAUCCCAUUGUUAGAUUCCGUUUGAACAGCGCCAGUAACUCUUAUAAAUUACCGGGUAAUGAACGAGAAUUCAGUGUUUGGGUGGGAGAUCUUAGUUCCGAUGUGGACGAUUAUCAAUUGUAUAAAGCCUUUUCCUCAAAAUACACAUCAAUUAAAACGGCCAAGGUUAUAUUGGAUGGUUCCGGGUUUUCCAAAGGUUAUGGGUUUGUACGUUUCGGCAUUGAAGAUGAACAAAAGUCUGCUUUGUAUGAUAUGAAUGGUUAUACAGGCUUGGGCUCGAAACCCAUUAAAAUUUGCAAUGCUGUGCCAAAGCCGAAAAAUGAACUGGGAGUUGCUUUGGGUACCACUAGCAAUUACGGAUAUGGUUCUUCAACAAAUGUGGGCGCCACUACAGCUGCAUCUAGUGCAGACUAUACACAAUAUUAUGAUCCAACCAGCACUUAUUGGCAGGGAUAUAAUGCCUGGCAAAAUUAUUACGAUCCCACCGGAACUGCAGCCACAGAUCCCACUAGCGCAUACUAUCAACAAAGUAUGGCCCAAUCUCAUUCAAAUCCCCAAACAUUAGCUCAACAUGCUGAGGCCUGGAGUGCUCAACGUAGUGCACAAUAUGAACAGCAAACUGCUGCUGCGGCUGUUUCUUCGAAUGGUGGUGCUGCCGCAGAAGAAGAUGAAUAUGCUUUGGUCGAACAUAAAUAUACAUUAGAUGUCGAAAAGUUGAAUCGGGAGGCUCUCGAUUCCGAUCGUAAUUUAUAUGAUGCUUUAGAAAGUUCCAAAUGGUUGCCUUUGGAACAAUUAGAAGCUUAUUAAAAAAAUAGUUUUAAGAUUUGUAUUAAGAUAUCUUUACGUUUCUUCUCUUUUAUACAUAUGUAUGUAUUUCAUUUAUUUUGCAAAUUAUUACAAAUAAAAAAUGAUCGGAAAAUAAA